AGUCUCACAGCUUCAUGCCGGUUAAAGAAGCUGUUGAAAUCUACAAGGAUCAGGUUAAAUCAUCCAUACAAUCUCUGACAACAAAUAAAUCAGCCAUCCAGGAAAUGGAAGAGCAACAGAAGCAGAAGAUUUCCCAAGUGCGGGAGCAGUCACAAAGCCUCAAGUCUCACGUCACAUCUCAGUUUGCUGAACUGCACCAGAUUCUCGUGAAGAAAGAGCAGCGCAUUCUCGGGGAGAUCAAGGAGGAUGAGGAGAAGAUUCUAAGUCCAAUGGAAAAAAAUCUUCAAGACAUUCAAGAAAAUUUAAACACUAUUGAGGAGGAACUCUCAAAGCUGCAGGGACAAAUGGAACAAACAGACAUCGUGUUAUUUCUGAAGGACACGUUCACCCUGAAAACCUACAGCAAACCUGGAGACGGCAGCGUGCGCGGCAACGUGCGCGGUACAGAGGGAUCACAAGGGAUCAGCAGCUCCCAAUCAGUGAAAGCAGUUUCAAACCAGGAAGUGGCAGGAGUUAAAAUGGCUUCUAAAGAGCAGGUCGAGAAAUUAACAGAGGAGGCAAUUUGUCCCAUCUGCCUGGAUUUCUUCACCGAUCCUGUUAUCCUGGAGUGUGGUCACAACUUCUGCCGCUCCUGUAUCACACAGAGUUGGGACAGGGAGGAGAAAAACUCCUGCCCGGAAUGUAGAGAGGAGUUUGCUGACCGCACCCUCAAAGUUAAUCGGGCCUUGGCGAGAAUGUCUGAGAAAGCUCGAACACUGAGCCUGAAUACGGAAGAGAAGGAAAGUAAACUUCACUGCGAGGAACAUCAGGAAGAACUGAAGCUGUUUUGUGAAACUGACAAGAAACUGAUCUGCCUGGUUUGUCGAGAUGCGCGGGAACACAAGUCUCACAGCUUCAUACCGAUUAAAGAAGCUGUUGCAAUCUACAAGGAUCAGGUUAAAUCAUCCAUACAAUCUCUGACAACAAAUAAAUCAGCCAUCCAGGAAAUGGAAGAGCAACAGAAGCAGAAGAUUUCCCAAGUCCGGGAGCAGUCACAAAGCUUCAAGUCUCACGUCACAUCUCAGUUUGCUGAACUGCACCAGAUUCUCGUGAAGAAAGAGCAGCGCAUUCUCGGAGAGAUCAAGGAGGAUGAGGAGAAGAUUCUAAGUCCAAUGGAGAAAAAUCUUCAAGACAUUCAAGAGAAUUUAAACUCUAUUGAGGAGGAACUCUCAAAGCUGCAGGGGCGAAUGGAACAAACAGACAUCGUGUCAUUUUUGAAGGAGGAAGCUGGUCGCAAGAGGAGAAUUAGUGAUGAAUUCCAGACAUUGUCACUGAGAGAUGGUGCCAUACUGGAUGAAAAAUUCAAACACCUCUUCUGGUUGAACGCAGUGUUGAGAGAACUCCGUUGUUGCCAAUCAUCAAGUCUCCGUCACCCUGGAUGUGGAAACAGCGCAUGCGCUGCUCGA
Messenger RNA from Amblyraja radiata (thorny skate), 1445 nucleotides. RefSeq names its product nuclear factor 7, brain-like. The transcript is spliced from 9 exons. The annotation marks the transcript as partial. Gene Ontology annotation, molecular function: zinc ion binding; ubiquitin-protein transferase activity. NCBI's taxonomy places the organism in Eukaryota, Metazoa, Chordata, Chondrichthyes, Rajiformes, Rajidae. Gene Ontology annotation, biological process: protein ubiquitination. The record is from RefSeq and is a predicted model, not a curated record.